Diaporthe batatas is the source of this 2421-nucleotide messenger RNA. RefSeq lists its product as uncharacterized. The record is from RefSeq and is a predicted model, not a curated record. The coding region runs from base 228 to 2102 and encodes 624 amino acids. Gene Ontology annotation, cellular component: cytoplasm; nucleus. The transcript is spliced from 2 exons. Gene Ontology annotation, molecular function: GTPase regulator activity. NCBI's taxonomy places the organism in Eukaryota, Fungi, Ascomycota, Sordariomycetes, Diaporthales, Diaporthaceae.
GGUCGCCGCAAACAGUGAAGUAGAAGACGGUGACAACGUUGCCUCAUUCCGGGGGCGGAGUUUCGUCGGGGGGUCUUUAAAUCUGACUCCUCCAUUAAACAAAUUACUCAACCUGGCUCGCAUUUGUGCAAGGUCAUGAACCAGCUUGGACUUGCCCACCAACACGGCCAAGUCGGGUGAGGUCUGGUGUGUGGCUGUCCUUGCAUAACCCGACCGACCUAAUAACCAUGGACGCCCUACUAGGGCGGCUCGGGGCGCAGGCCAUGAACUAUGCCAUCCGAUCUGGGAUUGCCCUUACUUCCAGUUAUGCCGUCGGCCAAUGUUCACGACUUCUCAAGACCGUCGAUGACAGAAGCGUUCGAGCAGAGCUCAAGAGCCUGCAGGACCAGCUCAACGGCAAGGUCAAGAUACUGUCGCCCGUUAUAGACUUGAUAGAGUUCAAGUCUGGACGAGGCAACGUCUUUCUUGAAUCUGCCGUUCCGCUGGCAAAGUCUCUGCACCGUGAUAUUGUCUCUCUUGGCACGAGACUCGAGAAUGCUGCCGUCGCCGAGGAAGGUUCUCAGAAGAAGGGGACCAAGGCCAAGACGGCCGAGGCUCAUCAUGCGGAACUGCUGAACAUCAUCCGCGAUAUCAAAGCCCUUUUGGCCCGCAUUGACAGGGAGAUACCUUCUCUGCAGAUCGCCAUCACUGCCUCUGGAGAGACAUUGUCGUCGACCAUGCCCACAGGAAUAUCGCCGUCGCGAUUCCUCCAAGCCAGCUUCUUCUUGAACCUCGGAGACACACAGUUUGCCAGUGAUCCUUCGCGCCCCGUCCAAAUCGGCCCAAAUUUUAACCUGUCACUCUACAUGCUCUUCGUGGGACAUAGUCAGGCCACAUCUCACCCCGGAUCUCGUGGUAAUGCAAGGCCGGCCACCCCGGAUCCAUCUCGAGCAGGUUCUCCACAGAAGGAUGAGCCGUAUGGGUUUGGCGAGGGCGAGAGAAGGCCGAUCUGGCAGGAAGUCUUACACAAGGCUCGCGUACGGCUAUGCAGAACCCCGAUCCAGUGGGGCUUUGAUCACAAUCAGGGCUAUGUUCCCGAUAGCUUCCUGAUGCCAGGUCAACAGUCUGGCUACCCGGGAGAUGACGCCUUUGGGCGGCCCGACGAAUACGCCUAUCAUAUUGAGCUCGUGGAGGACUUGAAUGACGGCCGGGUGCAUGAAGACGGCGAGGCUAAGACACGUCCCUACGACACCAUCACCCAAGCAGGCAUACGCGAAUCGAUCCCCAUCCAUCAGAUUUCUCGCAUCUUCUACACCGACAGUGGCAGAAUUCUCAACAUCGGAAACUCUGACGAGGCUGGCAAUAACCCCAUCCUUCUCCUGAAGAGGGACGUGAGUGCUGCGGGCAAUACCGAAUUCGAAGAGGACGCACCGGAACAUCACCAGUUCAACCCGACCAAGGCUAUAAGUGGCCCUGGCGGUGAUUACGCGGAUUAUGAACAAGACGAGAUCGACCGCCAGCUCCGUGAGGAAACUGGGCCCCCAGACUCGAAAGCCGUGGAGAAACAACACCCAUUGGGUUUGCAUCUGCCGCCUCACCUUGAUCCCGAAUGGCUCGCAUUUGAGGUCUUCACAGAGGACAGUAACGACGACUCGGAAGACUCAGAAGACGAAGCAGAAGAGGAGAGCGAGGAUGAGCAGACAGUACCCACCAUCAAAGCAAAACGACCCGCGGCGUCUCAUAAUCCCUCACUCAAUGCGAAUUUGAUGGCGCAGAUCAAGACACUUUCAAUCCAAUCCCCAACAGGGCUCAACGAAAUUUCCAGCAAGCCGGCGUCGAAAGAAUUGGAAAGGCUAGAUGCAAGGCGAGAGGAACAGUUUGUAGCUAGGUCGCCUUUCAGCUCGAUCACCUCAUCGCUAUCGCUGAUGGAGAUGCUGAUCCGGCUCACGAGCCUGCAAGAGUUCCAGCAGGCGGCGCAUCUGUCUAUACCGGAUCACAUCUUGUCCUUCUUUUUGGAGGAGACGUCGACCACGGGGCUCAAGGGCGAGGCGAGGUGGAGGAUGAGGAACGAGGCGGAACAGCGCGUUGGGUUUGAUCCUUACACUGAUACCCCUACGAAAUGAGAACUAGACUGCUCUCACAAGAAUGAGACAUGAGCAGAAAAUACCCCCAAUAGACACAAUGAACGUCGUUUGUCUUGCAGUGUCUGGAAACGCAAGCAACAUGGCAUCUAGAGGCAGGAACACCAGAGCAUCCUCAAAAAGACGAGCUUUGCUUGCUUGUCCGCUCCGCGUUCGAAGCGUGUUUCUAUCCCCUGACCUCCCCAUGGACAACCUCCUAACCUCCCACAGAAGAACUUCCCAGUCCAAACCAGAGACAAUAAGCAAGCCACAGAGACUCUUGACUCUCUUAUGAUAUCAUUUAAUUGACUUUGUUUUGCCA